Molecule: messenger RNA, 1451 nt
Organism: Crotalus tigris (Tiger rattlesnake)
Lineage: Eukaryota; Metazoa; Chordata; Lepidosauria; Squamata; Viperidae
Product: fMet-Leu-Phe receptor-like
Exons: 2
Coding region: 2-1102 (366 amino acids)
Biological process (GO): complement receptor mediated signaling pathway; inflammatory response; positive regulation of cytosolic calcium ion concentration
Cellular component (GO): plasma membrane
Molecular function (GO): N-formyl peptide receptor activity; complement receptor activity
Source: RefSeq, a predicted model, not a curated record
UAUGCUACAACAGGAGUCGGAAGAAACACACACCAAACGGUCUUCUGAUUAUUCUAAGGGAGAAGUCACCAGUGAAGGACUGGCUUGGUCAGAGGAAAUGAGCAACACAACUGAAGACUAUGAAUUUGAGGAUUUCUUUGCGGACCAUGAAAGAUUGCAGGAAAGGAUGCAGAUUGCUUCUUUGGUGAUCUGCAGCUUUGCAUUUGUGCUGGGGGUCCUUGGCAACGGGCUGGUCAUCUUCAUCACUGGCUUUCGUAUGAAGAAGACGGUCAACACAGUCUGGUUCCUCAACCUGGCCAUUGCUGACAUCAUCUUCAUCUUUUCCCUGAUUUUUGUCCAUGCUGCUGUGGUCUUCAAGUGGUACAUCAAUCAGUUCUUGUGCAAGAUGAACAAAACCCUCUUCUUCCUCAACCUCUAUGCCAGUGUUUAUUUCCUUAUGGUCAUCAGCAUUGACCGCUGCAUUUUUGUCAGGCAUCCGGUCUGGGCUCAGAAUCACCGAACACCUUGGCUGACUUCUUUUGUGGCCUUAGGUGUGUGGAUCCUAGCCUUUUUGUUGUCUUCUCCCCAUCUCUAUUUCGGGGGAACCGUAAAAAAUAUGAAAGUUAUGAACUGCUUUAACGAUUAUGGUAACACCACAGAUAUUAAAAUGUACAGGCGUCAGAAUAUAAUCAUCAGCAACUUCGUCUUUGCCUUUGUCAUUCCCUUCACAGUUAUUCUUCUCUGUUAUGGGGAGAUUGUCUUGAAACUCAGAAAGGGUCAAUUGUUUCAGUCAAGCAAGCCCUAUAAGGUCAUCACAGCUGUGUUUGUGGCCUUUUUUGUAUGCUGGUUCCCUUAUCAUGUUUUUUCUUUCAUUGACCUGAAAUAUUCAUCACGUCUAGACAUGUGGUUGGCAGUGGAUAUUGGUGUUCCCAUAGCAUCUUGCUUGGCUUUUAUCAACAGUUGCCUCAAUCCCAUCUUCUACAUCUUUAUGGCUCAGGAUUUCAAAGACAGCCUGAGAAAGUCCUUCCUAUCUGCAAUUGAGAAUGCCUUCACAGAAGAGGUCAGGCAGACUUCAGCAACCAACAAAACCAGAUCUUCAGCAGAGCUGGAAUCCCAGUUAUGAACUCUGCAAAACCACCCCAUUCCAAAACCUGUUGGCUUGAGAAGACACAGGCAAUGCUCAGGAUGUUCUUUCCAAAUCUAUUCCCUACACAUCCCAACUGCCUUCUUUGUCUCAGUCCAAAGCUAGAGUGAAUUGAAUCUGGUUGAUUCCUCCAGGUGCUGUUGUGUAUUUGCAUUUGUGUGUGUGUUUGUGUGUGUGGUUUUGUGUGUGUGUAUUUGUCUCUCUGUGUCUGACUCUCUCUCUCUCUCUCUCUCUCUCCACAUACACACAGCAGCAUCUGUAUGUAUAUAUACCUGCGUCUAACUGCAAGUAUGAAUCCCAGAUUCAGAUAUGCACUCUCAUUUUAUUC